Molecule: messenger RNA, 1875 nt
Organism: Arctia plantaginis
Lineage: Eukaryota; Metazoa; Arthropoda; Insecta; Lepidoptera; Erebidae
Source: the annotation of a GenBank genome assembly
AUGACGCCUUCCCAGUCAAAGAACGCGCAGCCGGCCCGGCCCGAACGCAGACCUGUUAACACAUCCAAGCUUUACCUUUCUUUCGAUGUGCCAUCAAAAAUGAUUACUGUCCUAAGGAGAAUUAACGGCGAAAAGGCUAUCGACCAAAUAUUACAUUUGUGGCGCAGCGCCCACGACUUUGGCGUAAGACUGACCGUGUACACAGACCUGCAACAUCCACCGAACAUGCCUCCGUUGGACCGACAUCGGGAAGCGAUACUCGUGGACUUGGAGUGUCCCCAUGUGGAGUUCCUCCUGCAUAACGCAUCUAGCUCCCGUGCAUUCAACUACCGAUUCGCGUGGCUUCUCCUCCACAACUCCUCGUACAAUAGAAAUGUCAUAGAAGACACUCUUGAAGACUACCAAAUUCUCCCUGACUCCGACGUCGUGUGGUGUUGCCCUGACACUCUGGUUGACGUCUACCGAGUGAAGGCUAAACACUCCUACUUGCUGACUGAUCUGGGACUAAACCGAAGCGCUUCCAGGCAAGAAUUAGUGGCGUGGUGGAGCGCCCUACCAAAGACGGUGACUAGGAGAAGAGAUCUUAGGAAAAUAAAACUGGUUGGUGCUUCUGUGAUAGGUCAACCCGAGUAUUUCCAUGGCUGGUCAGACGUGAGCACGCGCCAGAUCGAUACCUUCCCCAAGCUGACUUACCCGCUCGUGCUGAACCUCGCUGAUGACUUAAAUUUUUACUUAGGGUUUCGUCAGGUCGACUUAUAUGGAGUACUGCAGCCAAAUGGCUCGUUCAAUGGGCUUGCGGGUCUGCUUCAGCGGAACGAGGUAGAGGUGGGCAGCGUCUCCAUAUUCAUGAGGCAAGACAGAAUGGAAGUGUUACACUUCUUCUCUGAAACACUGGCCCUAACCACUGCCUUCAUAUUCCGCCAGCCAUCUCGGUCAGCUAUGUCCAAUGUGUUUCUGGCGCCGUUUAGCUCGGGUGUGUGGUUAUCGUGCGGGUUGGCGGCGAUGUCGGCUGCAGUGCUGCUGGUGGUACUGAAGAGAGUGAGGGAAGCGACAGAGGGACGCUCUCGUCAACUGCUCGCGCCGCUGACGCUCCCAGACACUUGCACCUUCGCUCUUGGCUCUUUGUGCCAGCAAGGGUUCUACAUAACACCGGCGGUGACGUCAGUGCGCGUGGUGAUGUUCAGCACGCUGUUGUCCUCGUUGUUCGUGUUCACGGCGUACUCGGCCAAGAUCGUGACGCUGCUGCAGACGCCCAGCGAAGCCCUGCGGAACAUUGACGACCUCACCAGGUCGCCGAUGACGCUGGGCGUACAGGAAACCACGUAUAAGAAAGUGUAUUUUCUCGAAGCGUCAGACGCCUCUACACAGCGGCUGUACCAUCGCAAGAUCAUGCCCCAGGGGGAGCGGGCCUACCUCGAUAUUGACGAAGGGAUCGCACGAGUCAGGACGGGGCUAUUCGCUUUUCAGGUGGAACGCAGCUCCGGCUAUGAUGUGAUCAUGAAGACGUUUACGGAGCACGAGAAAUGUUCUUUGGACGAAAUCGAGGCCUUCAAGAUGCCUAUGGUGGCCAUCCCCAUGAUGAGGUUCUCAGGAUAUCGGGAGCUGUUCGCUGUCAGAAUGCGCUGGCAGCGCGAGGCGGGCUUGAUGAAUCGUGAAAGGCGCGUGUGGCUUGCGGCGCGCCCGCGCUGUGAGUCCGCAUCUGGCGGAUUCGUCAGCAUCGGUUUCAUCGACGUGCUGCCAGCUUUGGAGGUGUUGGCAGUGGGUGCGCUGUUGUCGGUAGUGCUGCUGGGAGCCGAGCUGAGCGUCCACACGCUUAAGAAAAAGGCUACCAAAUUGCACAGUCGUCAAGCAGAUAAAAACUGCUUAAACCACUAG